AUGACGGUUGUAUACAUAACCAUUCUUCUAAUCUUCAUUGAUAGCUCUGUGGGAUUUCACCACAGCAAUGAUCUUGAAGAACAAUUGAUGGAACAAGAGAAGACUAUACAAACAUUGCUGCGGCUUUUGCAACAGCCUUGUUACUUGAUAAAUCCACGUCAAACGCGUCACCACAUACCGGGUUCUAUAUUGCCGAUGACUAUUCAUCAGAAGAAAGCUGAUGCAGGAAUAAAAAGAAAUAAAUAUCGCCCCUGGAGAAGAAAUCCUAUCUUUCGCUUUGGAAGUGACCGGAAGACCGGAAAAUCUAGCGAUUCUAAAUCUAUUGAGUCGGUUAAGAAAGUCUCUUCUGAUCCAGAGUUUGAUAACGAUUUUUAUCGAGCUUUGUCAAAGAUUUUGAAGAUGGAAAUCAACAGGCGCCCCGAAUUGAAAAAAGUUAUUGGAGAUGAUAUCAAGAAGAUAAAUAUUGGAAAAUCUGAGAUUUGA
Messenger RNA from Cotesia congregata, 483 nucleotides. Lineage: Eukaryota; Metazoa; Arthropoda; Insecta; Hymenoptera; Braconidae. The record is from the annotation of a GenBank genome assembly.